This is a messenger RNA of Linum trigynum, 943 nucleotides long. Lineage: Eukaryota; Viridiplantae; Streptophyta; Magnoliopsida; Malpighiales; Linaceae. The record is from the annotation of a GenBank genome assembly.
AGAAAAUUAUUUUAUUUAUGUUAAAAUUAAUGUUUAUUAGAUAAUGUAUAUUUCUCUAAAACAACCUUGAUUUAAUUAAUAUUGCAUCUUAUAAUAUAUUUUAUAUAUGUAUAAAUCAUCAACUUAUAGUGAAAUUUAAAUUCUUCUCUAGGAUGCAUACCAUAUAGUCCGCUAGAGGUGCACGACGAAUGUGCUUGAAUGGAACGACGUCAUCUUGCCCUUUCUAAAAAGGGCAAGAUUGGAUUCGAUUAGGCAUUUUAAUGAAAUCAAGAUCGACCGCCAACUCAUCACGGCGAUGGUAGAGAGAUGGCGAAAGGAGACACACUGCUUCAAUUUUCGUGAAGGCGAGUGCACCAUCACACUUAAGGACAUCGCCAUCCUAACCAAUCUGCCCAUCGAUGGUGAUGUUUUUUGUGUGGACUCUACGCCACGACCUAAAGUUGUUGCCAAUAUGAGUGGUUGGCAGCAUUUUGUAUGGACGGUCACCGGGUUGUGUCCGCCAGAAAAGGGAGAUCACGAUGCGGAUGGUCAUCCACCAUUGUCCAAGGGCCAAGUAUCCAUCACGUGGUUGAAAGCGGAGAUCAGGCGUAAGCACAACCCUGAGUUCGGAGGCAUUCCCCUCACGAAGUAAAGUGCGGAGUGUGAUAAAGACAUUUAUGCACGUAGCUACAUCCUCGACAUGAUCGGAGGAGUUUUCUUCCCCAAGAAAUCCAACAACCUAAUAAGCAAUUCAUGGUUGAAGAUCAUACUUGGUAGUUGGGAUGAUAUGGGAAACCUGAGCUGGGCGUCUGCUUGCCUAGCUCAUCAACUUAUAGUGAAAUUUAAAUUCUUCUCUAGGAUGGCGACCAGUACUAAAUUUCACUAUAAGUGGAAGACCACCGCGAGGGCCAAGGAGGUGUUCCAUAUGCAAAGUACCCGAUCAUGAUAAACGAAAAUGUUCCGG